Molecule: messenger RNA, 1162 nt
Organism: Python bivittatus (Burmese python)
Lineage: Eukaryota; Metazoa; Chordata; Lepidosauria; Squamata; Pythonidae
Source: RefSeq, a predicted model, not a curated record
UUCCGCGGAAAGCAGCGGCGGCGGCGGCCGGUGCGGAGGAUGGCGGCCCUUUCGGCGGGGCCAAGAAAACAUUUCUUGGAUUUGCCUUGGGAAGACAUCUUGUUCCCUCAUGUUCUUUCGUAUCUUCCUCUGAGACAGCUCUUGAGUCUGCAGAGAGUCAGCAAGGCAUUCCGAAAUCUAAUCCAGCUUUAUGUUACCAACAUGCGCCAUUUUGAUUCUAGUCAGGUUGGAUCUCAUAUUCCAAAAGCUGCAUUCUGUUUCCUAUUAAGAGAUAAUAAAGUGCUGCAGCAACUAGCCUUGCAAAACUGCUCUGACUGGUUAUCUGACAAGGAGCUGCUUCCUGUGAUUAGUCAAAACCAUCAGUUGCAACAGAUCAAAUUGAAUGGCUGCAUAGAGCUGAGCCGCCAUGCUUUGGUGGCUAUCUCUUUGGGCUGCCCCAAUUUACGCCAACUUUCUUUGGCCCAUUGUGAAUGGGUGGACGGACUUUCCUUGCGGAGCCUCGCUGAUCACUGUAAAGAGCUUGAAUCCCUAGAUCUUACUGCCUGCCGGCAACUGAAAGAUGAAGCCAUUUGCUAUCUUGCUCAAAGAUGCAACAGAUUAAAAUCACUUUCACUGGCUGUUAAUGCAAAUGUUGGUGAUAUGGCCAUAGAAGAGAUUGCCAAAGCUUGUUCUGAUCUGGAGCACUUGGACCUCACGGGCUGCCUCCGAGUUAAGAACAACUCCAUUAGGGCCUCAGGAUGGCAGACAUGACUUGUCCUCUCAACAGUCUUAUGAGGUAGGUUAGGCUGAUAGAUUGUGAUGGGUGUCCUGGCUGAAUGAAGAUGGAGCCUUGAUCUAUUCAGUUUUAGGUUGAUAUGGGGUAGGUGGCUACUACAACCACGUAGCCUCUAAAUAUUUUGCAGUGACAGAACUCCUUCUGACUCUGUGAUCAGAAUUUGGUAUUAGAACACCAAGAAUUGGCAUGUGGUGUUCAGUUAUUUUAAGAGUAAUGUUAAUGGUUUAAACUUUGGAACAGACUUAUCCCUAUUUUAAAUGCUUAACCAAGAGAAAACAAACAAAAACCCUGGGAAAUUUCUUCUUUUGACCAGAAAAUGAGUACAGGUAGUCCCCAGGUUAAGAACUCCAGGUUUAAGGACAACCCAUAGUUUAGAACAGAGUCUAU